CCCUGCACGCAGCAGCCACUGACCCGCGGGGCGGGGGAGGAGGAAUGAGGCGGCCCAUUCCGCUUUUGAGAGCCCUGCUUUCUUCCCAUUGGUUAACAGGCAUCCUACUUUCUCCGCCCCUCCGGUCGCUUGGUUUUUGUCUCAAGACGCAGCGUGAUGACGUAUUCCCCGACAUUCCACAUGCAAGAUGGCCGCAGUCGGCAAGGAGAGACGUCGCUAAGGGGCUUGCCUGAAACGAGGGGAUUCUAACAUUUUCAGAGAACCUUUUGGAAAGAACAAGUCUACUUCAAUAAAUGAAGGAGAAUAAAGAAAAUUCAAGCCCUUCAGUAACUUCAGCAAACCUGGACCACACAAAACCAUGUUGGUACUGGGAUAAGAAGGACUUGGCUCAUACACCCUCACAGCUUGAAGGACUUGAUCCAGCCACUGAGGCCCGGUACCGCCGAGAGGGCGCUCGGUUCAUCUUUGAUGUGGGCACACGUUUGGGGCUACACUAUGAUACCCUGGCAACUGGAAUAAUUUAUUUUCAUCGCUUCUAUAUGUUUCAUUCCUUCAAGCAAUUCCCAAGAUAUGUGACAGGAGCCUGUUGCCUCUUUCUGGCUGGGAAAGUAGAAGAAACACCAAAAAAAUGUAAAGAUAUCAUCAAAACAGCUCGUAGUUUAUUAAAUGAUGUACAGUUUGGCCAGUUUGGAGAUGACCCAAAGGAGGAAGUAAUGGUUCUGGAGAGAAUCUUACUGCAGACCAUCAAGUUUGAUUUACAGGUGGAACACCCAUACCAGUUCCUACUCAAAUAUGCAAAGCAACUCAAAGGUGAUAAAAACAAAAUUCAAAAGUUGGUUCAAAUGGCAUGGACAUUUGUAAAUGACAGUCUCUGCACCACCUUGUCACUGCAGUGGGAACCAGAGAUCAUAGCAGUAGCAGUGAUGUAUCUCGCAGGACGUUUGUGCAAAUUCGAAAUACAAGAAUGGACCUCCAAACCCAUGUAUAGGAGAUGGUGGGAGCAGUUUGUUCAAGAUGUCCCAGUCGACGUUUUGGAAGACAUAUGCCACCAAAUCCUGGAUCUUUACUCACAAGGAAAACAACAGAUGCCUCAUCACACCCCCCAUCAGCUGCAACAGCCCCCAUCUCUUCAGCCUACACCACAAGUGCCGCAAGUACAACAGUCACAACCGUCUCAAGGCUCCGAACCAUCCCAGCCCCAGCAGAAGGACCCCCAGCAACCAGCCCAGCAGCAGCAGCCAGCCCAGCAGCCCAAGAAACCCUCUCCGCAGCCCAGUUCUCCCCGACAGGUUAAGCGAGCCGUGGUUGUAUCUCCCAAAGAAGAGAACAAAGCAGCAGAACCACCACCACCUAAAAUUCCCAAGAUUGAGACCACUCACCCACCGUUGCCUCCAGCCCACCCACCUCCAGACCGGAAGCCUCCCCACGCUGCUGCCUUAGGUGAGGCUGAGCCGCCAGGCCCUGUGGAUGCCACUGACCUCCCCAAAGUCCAGAUUCCUCCUCCGGCCCACCCGGCUCCUGUGCACCAGCCACCACCACUGCCACACCGGCCCCCGCCCCCACCCCCCUCCAGCUACAUAACCGGGAUGUCCACCACCAGCUCCUACAUGUCUGGAGAGGGCUACCAGAGCCUGCAGUCCAUGAUGAAGGCCAAGGGCCCUCCCACCAACGGCCGGCGUGCACACCUGCCCUACUACCUCAACGUCUACCCGCCCAACCCACCCCCACCGCCUAUGCUCUCCCCGGCCUCCUUCCCCCAACCUGCCAUCCCACCUCCUACUCCUGGCUACUCCCCACCCCCACCCACCUAUAACCCCAACUUCCCACCCCCACCUCCACACCUGACCCCUACCCACGCAGUCGCCCCUCACCUUCCUCCAGGCUUGGGUCUGCCACCAGCCAGCUACCCACCUCCUGCUGUGCCCCGAGGACAGCCCCCUGUGUCCCCGCCCAUUCCCCCACCUGGCAUGCCUCCAGUUGGGGGGCUGGGGCGGGCAGCCUGGAUGAGAUAACGUGAGCCUUUUUUCCCUUUUUUUUUUUUUUUUAAAAAAACAAGUUUUUGUAAUCAACUUGCAGAGUAGUUGAAGUGGGAAAGCAGCAGGGUACCUUGUAUAAUGCGUGACCAUUGCAGUGUGGGAGGAAUGGACCAGGCCCCUGGGAUAGAAUUGGGGUGGUCCUCAUCUGGAGGACGGGGACAGCCAGCUUUCAGAGUAGUCUCAUCAGUGCCCUUGCAGUCUGACCGUGUACACUUGGUUCAGCUCACGUCUGAGUCCUGCACUGGGUUACUUUAUACUAGUGAAGAUGUUAACCAGCCAUAUUGGCUCAAUAAAUAGCUUCGGUAAGGAGUUAAUUUCCUUCUAGAAAUCAGUGCCUACUUUUCCUGGAAACUCCAUUUUAAAUAGUCCAAUUCCAUCUGAAGUCAAGCUGUUGUCAUUUUCAUUCAAUGACGUUCUCUCCCAUGACACCCAGAAGGGUCAGAAGAACCACACUUUUCAUUUAUAGAUGUUUGCAUCCUUUGUAUUAAAAUUGUUUCGAAGGGGUUGCCUGUUGGAUGGCUUUUUUCUUUUUCCUCCAGGGAGAAGGGGAGAAAUGUAUUUGGAAAGUAAUGUAUGUUUACAUCUAUUUGCAAAUUCCUGUACAUAGAGAUAUAUUUUUUAAGUGUGAAUGUAACAACAUACUGUGAAUUCCAUCUUGGUUACAAAUGAGACUCCUUCAGUCAGUUAUCCAAAUAAAAGCAGUUCUGAAACUA
Molecule: messenger RNA, 2749 nt
Organism: Cebus imitator (Panamanian white-faced capuchin)
Lineage: Eukaryota; Metazoa; Chordata; Mammalia; Primates; Cebidae
Gene: CCNK
Product: cyclin K
Biological process (GO): positive regulation of DNA-templated transcription, elongation; regulation of transcription by RNA polymerase II
Cellular component (GO): cyclin/CDK positive transcription elongation factor complex; nucleus
Molecular function (GO): cyclin-dependent protein serine/threonine kinase activator activity
Source: RefSeq, a predicted model, not a curated record